UAAAAGUUAUCAUCGAAACGAAGGGUGCAAGGCAAUGCACACUGCGUCGCUGUCGGCUAAUAAAUCGUACCGGGUUGUGAGGUUGUCGUCAUCAUGAGUGCAUCAUAAUGAGGAAGGCAGAAGAUAGUGGACAAAUCCGCGGUACAGAAUCCACCGUUCAAGGAAUAUUUUUCUUACGUUAUCGCUUGCACUUAAAUGUCAAAUCGAUUAAUGUUAUAUCGACAGGAGUUAUAUACAUCCCAAACAUAAAAUAACAUCUUGUAGCGACGUCUUUAGGCGUGGAGCAUCCGUAACAAUGGAGUUGUAUUUAAAAGUGCAGCCUUGGACAAGGUAUGUCUCGGUUUUUCUUAUUUUAUCUGCCACGUUGGACACAGGGUCUGCAGUAACGCACUAUUCUAUACCUGAGGAAAUGACAGUAGGCUCCGUGGUCGCCAAUUUGGCUGCAGAUUUAGGCUUGGAUGUCAAAACUCUGAACAAACGUAAGAUGCGUCUGGAUAUUAUCGCCAACAAAAAAUAUCUAGACGUGAACAAAGAAACAGGAGAGCUUUUCAUUGUCGAAAAGAUUGACCGAGAAUAUCUUUGCACAACUAAAACAACAUGUUAUCUAAAAAUGGAGGUGAUACUUGAAAAUCCUUUGAGGAUUUUUAACAUAGAAUUAGAAAUGUUGGAUAUUAACGACAACGCUCCCCAAUUUAGACGAGAAGCAAUACAUCUUGACAUUUCUGAGUCCACGUCAGCCGGGGAGAGAUUCUCUCUCAGCAAUGCGGUAGAUCCCGAUGUUGGUAUAAAUUCAGUAAAGACAUAUUAUCUUAGUGAAAGUCAACACUUCAAUAUUGAACUUCAGACCGGUAGGGAUGGGUCAAAGUUUGCAGAUUUGAUUUUGAAAAAGGCUUUGGACAGAGAAGAGCUGGCUAUUCAUGAUUUAAUACUCACAGCUGUAGAUGGCGGAGUCCCUACGCGCUCCGGUACAGCCAGUAUUUUUGUUCGUGUGUUAGAUACGAAUGACAACGCCCCUCAGUUUGAUAAGGAAACAUAUAACAUUAACGUGAUGGAAAACUCUCCUAUUGGGGCACUUGUAGUUAAAUUGAAUGCGACUGACUUAGACGAAGGAUCCAAUUCAGACAUUCUUUAUUCUUACAGUUUGUAUACAUCUGAGAAAACACAAAACACGUUCAGUUUAAACGAAAAUAGUGGGGAAAUAACGGUGAAAGAAUUGAUUAAUUAUGAAGAUUUCAGAAUGUAUGAUAUGGAUGUAAUAGCCACUGAUCAAGGGGGUAAUCCUUUAUCAGGUCAGUGUAAACUACACAUUUUAGUUACAGAUAUGAAUGAUAAUCACCCUGAAAUAUCCAUUAAAUCAUUCCAGAGUCCAAUCAAGGAAAAUGUAGCCAUAGAUACAGUGAUAGCUGUGGUUAGUGUCAGUGAUAAAGAUUCAGGUGGAAAUGGGGUAGUUGAUUUACAUAUUCCAAAGAAUUUACCAUUUGCGUUAAGAAAAUCUUCUGAUAACUUUUAUGAGUUGGUAGUUUCAGAGCCUUUAGACAGAGAGAAAGUGCCAGAAUAUGACAUUACUUUCACUGUUACGGACAGGGGUUCCCCUCCGUUAUAUGACAAUGAAACUAUGACUUUAGAACUACUGGACGUUAACGACAACGUCCCACAGUUCCCUCAGUUGUUCUACACUAUACCCGUUACAGAGAAUAACGCCCCUGGUGCCUUGUUAAGUUCCCUCACAGCGUUUGAUCCUGACCUCCAUGAAAACCAGUAUCUAGUUUAUUUCAUAAUUGAAAAGGAGAUUGUGAACACCUCCAUGUCCAUGCUGUUCUCCAUCAAUCCGGAGAACGGUAAUCUUUACGCACUAAAGACGUUUGACUACGAAAUAGAAAAUGAGUUUAUUUUCCACAUUGAGGCCAGAGACUCCGGUGUCCCUCCACUCAGCAGUAACGUGACUGUGCACAUUAUUAUUGUGGAUCAGAAUGACAACACACCAGUCAUCGUCUCUCCGUGGCGCGCACACGGCUCCGUUGUGGAGGAAAAGAUCCCCAGAUCCACCGAUAAAGGAUCCCUAGUUUCCAAAGUGAUAGCUAUAGACACUGACUCGGUACAAAACUCUCGGAUAACAUACCAGUUUCUCCAGGUGACUGAUGCCACCUUAUUCAGUCUGGAUCAAUACAACGGAGAGAUCAGGACUAUGAGAAUGUUCAGUUACAGAGACCCACGUCACCAACGGCUGGUUGUCAUCGCCAAGGACAACGGAGAGCCUGCACUCUCUGCUACAGUCACCAUCAAGCUGUCCACGGUGGAGACUGCUGUUAAAGCCUACUCUGACAUGACUGAAGUGCCUCUAGAAUAUGACAUCUUCUCUGACCUCAACCUGUAUCUGGUGAUCGGACUGGGCUCGGUGUCGUUUCUGUUACUGAUCACCAUAUUGGUCACCUGCGUGCUGAAGUGUCAGAAACCAAAGCCCAGCAAAGCGGCUCCUCCCUGCAGGAACAGCGUGAUCAGCGAGAGGAACUCCACCAUCGCGGAUUCCACCCUGGUCUCCAACGAUGCGUACUGGUAUAGCAUGUUUCUUGCGGAGACGAGGAAGGGAAAGCUCGUAGUCAGACAGCCUGUGCCAAAGGGCUCCAGGUACAUCGUGUCCAGUAUUCCAAGAAGCACGGGACUGACUGAGACCAGCGACUCAGCUGCUUCUACUCUGCAGGUAAGAUCUUUUUGAACUGA
Molecule: messenger RNA, 2718 nt
Organism: Hypomesus transpacificus
Lineage: Eukaryota; Metazoa; Chordata; Actinopteri; Osmeriformes; Osmeridae
Product: protocadherin alpha-C2-like
Exons: 1
Coding region: 296-2713 (805 amino acids)
Biological process (GO): homophilic cell-cell adhesion
Cellular component (GO): plasma membrane
Molecular function (GO): calcium ion binding
Source: RefSeq, a predicted model, not a curated record